CCUAAUACCAUUUAUAGCCUUCUUCCAUUCCAUUCCAAGAUAUCACUUGGAGUAUGGCACUGACUUUCUGAUGAUUGUAGGAGAUUCUAGACAUUAUCGAGGAGAAGGAUCUUACACCUGUAUAUGACAAUAAAGCGGGUGUCAAAUGGAUCAAUUGGGACACCGAUCAGUGGGUUCUUAUGACGAUGCCGAAACCCUAGCUCAGAAGCGAGAUUUUGGCAACUCACGCUGCCUUGGAGGUCUCAUGGUUUGGGCAUUAGAUCAAGUUGACCAGGAGUCUAAAAGUGUUAUCUAUCCCAAAGAGUGGACUGCAGAAGAGAUUAAAGAAGCUGAAAGCGAAGUUCAAGAUCAAGAAGCUCAGGGUGUAUGCUACACGACUGCCUGUAAUGCAAAAUGUCGUAUUGGCGACCACGAGGCUGCCCAAAUGAACGGCCAACCCGGACAAUUAUCUACCGCGGACCGCUGUCCUUCGUCGCAAUAUCGUCGCCUCUGCUGCUCCAAAGGAACUCUCAUGGGAAAAUGCAAAUGGAGGGGCUACAGGGGUCUCGGCCUGAGUUGCAUGGGCAGCUGUCACGUCGAUGAGUUUACCCUCACACAAAAUACUAACCAUAAAUCCGGUAAUGAGGAACAGAGCUGUAUGUCUAGAACUCAGAGCUUUUGUUGUCUAAAUUUCAGUCCUCCGAUCAGCAAAGAGCAGAUAGUAGAAAAGGCCAAGGGCGAGGCCACAGAUCUCGCCCUUGAGGUCGCUGCGAGUGUAGCACUAGAGAUAGCUGCUAAAGCGUUCUGCCGAAUUGCUAUCUCGGCUGCGUUGAUGCCGUUAAGUUUCAUUCCUUUCGUUGGCUGGAUCAUUCGCCUCGCAGUGCAGGCAGCGGUGCCGGCUCUAGCCAAUCUUUGUGCUAAAGGCAUUGCUAAAGCUGGCAAGGGAAUCUUUAAGUUCAGGGGUAAAGACGACGAAAUUCCGUAUGACAAGCCGACUAAACCCAAAGUCGAGCGCAAGCCAUCCGCGUCUCCGACCAGAAUAUCAACCAAAUCGAAUACUUGUUCUGGCAAGAAUUUGCAGAAGAGGCUCCGUGACGAAACCAAAACCGUCAGCGUGGCUGUAGCACCUUCUUCUGAAGUCGUUGUAGUAAAAACAUGUAGCGGUGAUUUAUAUCCCCAAGCGUGUCUGAACUACAGAUCAAUCAUAAGGGAACAUCCAGAGCACGCCUCUGUCACUUGCAUCAAUAAAUACGGCAGGGCACCACGGGACGAGGUAGCUAAAUACAGAGCAGAUCACCAUAAAGGUUGGUGGGAUGGAUUCAUGCGAGAGGCUAAUGUCAACUGCGAGCGUGAUGAGUAUCCCUCAGCCGAAAUGUGGCAUGGACGGGACACCAAUGUGUGGAUCAGAUUCCUUCCCAGAACAGAAAAUAAAGGAGCUGGGCAAAUGUUUAAGGAUGUAUGCCCCGAUAAGGUGGUCUCUAACAAUCUUGGCGUCCCGAGUAAAUCUCAUAUUAUUCCCGGAAACGGAGGGUGUGGAGGUAGAGACACAACGGUAUACACCCAGGAAUAUAAAAUCACGAACACAGUGUUUUCUAUGGCAUAUACAAACAUGCCAGCCUACGGCGACGGCGGCAUGGCUGAAAACCCUUGCUACCCUGAGAUACUUAUCGCUGACCCUGGCUUCGCACUUAAGACCGAAGAUCCAUGGUAUAAGAAACCUGCCAAUGUUCACCGACAGUCAAACUGGGCAUUAUACAAAAAACCACCUCAUCCCGACUUGCUUUUGCUUGCAGCAAUUGGGGGCUGGCCUAAAAAUGGCCAUACCAAACGUGACACAGACGGAGGACUUGAUCCGGAAGAGAUCUUCAUUGACGAGGAGAACUCCACACGAAGGCCUACCGAAGAGGAGCUCUUGAGAAACUUUGGCCUUCUUCGCUGCAAGGAUGGGUGCGAGGAGGAGAUGGAGGAUCUGGGUAUCGUGUUGUUGCCCUACGCACAAGGUUCAUCCACAUCGCCUUCGACGGUCGAUGCGACAACUACAGCGCUGAAUACGUUGCCUACUACGCUAAGUAAGGUGUUGAUAACGGCGACUGAAAUUCUGGACGAGGUAGCGUCUCUCAUUACGCCGCCUCCCAUGAAUUAG
Messenger RNA from Pseudogymnoascus verrucosus, 2122 nucleotides. RefSeq lists its product as uncharacterized. The transcript has 4 exons. The record is from RefSeq and is a predicted model, not a curated record. Bases 146 to 2122 code for a protein of 658 amino acids. Lineage: Eukaryota; Fungi; Ascomycota; Leotiomycetes; Thelebolales; Thelebolaceae.